This is a messenger RNA of Podarcis raffonei (Aeolian wall lizard), 3678 nucleotides long. Its product is annotated as acrosin-like. The transcript has 5 exons. The coding region runs from base 50 to 2140 and encodes 696 amino acids. Gene Ontology annotation, molecular function: serine-type endopeptidase activity. Gene Ontology annotation, biological process: acrosome reaction; proteolysis. The record is from RefSeq and is a predicted model, not a curated record. NCBI's taxonomy places the organism in Eukaryota, Metazoa, Chordata, Lepidosauria, Squamata, Lacertidae.
CUGAUCUGUCAGAUCUUCCAUUUUGUGAUGUCAUGGAUUCCAGGAAAACAUGGAGGAAGCAACAACACCUGGAGCCGGCAGAAGGAUGGAGUGGUGGCUCCUCCCUGUUCUGGCCCUCGCUGCUUUCCGCCCAACCCAUGCCAAGGAAAGCAACUGCGACGGAGUCUGCGGAAGGCGUCCCAUGGCAGGCAGCCAUAACCUCCUCCGGGUUGUGGGCAGCAGCAACGCUUCCCCCGGAACAUGGCCCUGGAUGGUCAGCUUCCAAAUAAAAACUUUUAGGGGAUACUUCAGUUUCUGUGGAGGCUCCCUGAUCAGCCCUCGAUGGGUCCUCAGCGCAGCCCACUGUUUUCAGAAAGCAAAAGAAAUACCAAAUAUCAGCCUGUCGAUUGGCGCCAACCGCAUCUCCAACCCUGGCCCCGAUGCCCAGAGGCGCUGGAUCAAGAGGCUGGUGAACCACGAACUCUUUGAGCACUUCUUGAACGAUACCUACAGGAAAGUGCACAACGACAUUUCCUUGGUGGAGCUGAACGAGCCAGUCAACUGCACGGACUAUAUUCAGCCAGCCUGCUUGCCGGAUGACAGCGUGGUGGUUUCAUUGCUCAAGCACUGCUAUGUCAGCGGUUUUGGAAUUAUAGACCCGAAAACGAGAAAAUUUCCCGACAUCCUGCAGGAGGGUACUGUUGACCUCAUCCCCAUGGCGACAUGUAGCAGCCCGGACUGGUGGUCCAAUAGGAUCCUCGAGGAGAACAUCUGCGCUGGAACCUUGGAAGGAGGCGUAGCUUCUUGCAAGGGCGACAGAGGCGGCCCCCUCAUGUGCCGGGAGCAGAGGUCCGAACGCUACUGGGUGGUUGGAAUUGCCAGCUGGGGACCGUCUGUCUGCGGCCAGGGGAAAAGGCCGGGGGUCUACACCUCCACACAGUUCUACCGCGACUGGAUCAGGAAGACGACCAAUGAGGACCUUUCACUACCCAACCACCCACCGCCAAUGGCACAGCCCCAGCUUAUGCGACUGCCACACCCCCCUCCAAGGCCACAGCUCCAAAUGCGACAAAAUGGGAAUGUGCCAUAUCCCAGGCCUUGGCCACCCCCCAACACCAGCCCUCAGAUCCCUCCUGUGGGCUGGCCCACCACCAGACUUUGGCCACCCCCCAACGCCACCCCCCAGACCCCUCCUGUGGUCUGGCCCACCACCAGACCAUGGCCACCCCCCAAGGCCAUACCCGAGGCCCCUCCUGUGGUCUGGCCCACCACCAGACCAUGGCCACCCCCCAAGGCCAUUCCCCAGGCCCCUCCUGUGGUCUGGCCCACCACCAGACCAUGGCCACCCCCCAAGGCCAUUCCCCAGGGCCUUCCUGUGGUCUGGUCCACCACCAGACCACGGCCACCCCCCACGACCACACCCCAGACCCCUCCUGUGGUCUGGCCCACCACCAGACCAUGGCCACCCCCCAACACUACCCCCCAGACUCCUCCAGCAUCCUGGUACAUGACCAGACCUUUGUCACCCCCCGAGACCACCCCUCAGACACCUCCUGUGGUCUGGCCCACCACCAGACCAUGGCCACCCCCCAACACUACCCCCCAGACCCCUCCUGUGGUCUGGUCCACCACCAGACCAUGGCCACCCCCCAACACUACCCCCCAGACUCCUCCAGCAUCCUGGUACACGACCAGACCUUUGCCAACCCCCGAGACCACCCCUCAGACGCCUCCUGUGGUCUACCCCACAACCAGACCUUGGCCACCCCCCAGCACCACCACCCAGACCCUUCCCAUGUCCUGGUCCACUCCCAGAGCCAACUCCCAUCCCACAUGGUGGACCAAAGGAGGGGGUCCCAGUCCCGUUAUAUCGGACAUGGCUCCUGGAACAAGGCCCACGGGACCGGGCAACUCGACUCCCUCCCGGGGCCCAAUCUGGGGCCUAACGUCCAUGCGGUUGGGAAGAUUGCAUCUGAGGACAAGGGCCCCAGCUUGGCAUGGGCAGAUUUACAGGCCGUGGGUCUCGAUUCGCAGGCCGUGGGUCACGAUUCGCACAGCCCCACCACAGAUUGAGUCCAGGUUGCUGAAGCCGCUGCAAAGGCAAGUUCCGGCGCCACCCGGGAGCCAAAUGGAAGUGGCCCCUAGCUCAGCCGAGGGCUGAUAAGGACUGCCAGGCUCGGGUGGCAAUGCCAGGGGUGCCCGUGGGCAUGGUGGGUGGGCUGCCCCUGCCAGAUCUCAGAGCCAAUGACCCGUCCUUUGCUGGUAACAAACUAAAUGCAUCUUCUCCCCAUUUGAUUUUCUUCUUCUAACUUCACCCAUAAUGGAUCACGUGCGCAAAAUUCAUCUCAUUGCCUCUCCACCGUUUCCUCGGAGUUUCUCAACUUGGCUUGAAUAUGAAGUUGAAUGGGGACUUAAUGCUGCAAACAGCUUGUCGGUGACACUUUUUAACAAAAUAAAAAAAUCAAAGUUCUCAAAAUGAGUAAAACCACAAAUGAAUGGAUCAACAGGUGAGUGUUGGUGUGCUGCUUUUCGCAACCCAAAGCAACAGCUCUCCUGAAUCAUGCUUGGGAGGCUGUAAGGUGAAUUAUUUGUGUCACCUGCUGUGAUCUGCUUCUGUUAUUCCAGCUGCAGAUCCAGGCUGUUCCCUGGAAGCUGCAAGUCUCUAUUGCAAACUUUCUUCAAAGAGGGCCAGAUUUGAUGCAGUGAACAUGCGUGAGGGCCGACCAAAGUUGCAGAGCCUUUUUUAGGACUGAACUUGUUGUGCUUUUGGUGGCUUUUACCCCAGGAAAUAAACUGCAACAGGGGCCAGAUUAAAUUGACCGGUGGACUAGAUUAGUCUGGACUUUGCACGUGCCUGCUCUAUGGGCUAAGCCAGGCCUGCUGUGAUCUGCUUCUGUUGCUGCAGAUCUAGGGUGCUGCAAUGCUCUAUUGGCUAAGGCAGGCCUACCUGCACCACAUGAAAGGGAUUCCUGAAGCCAUGGUGCUCCCUGUAGAUGCAGCCAAACCUUGUUUUCCAGCUGCAGGUGCAUGCUUGAAAGCUCCAGGUCCAAACAGUUUUCUUUCUGCCCCAGCUCUUUCCUGGGCAAAAUCUGCAUUUUACCACUGAAUUGGAGGCAAUUGUUCCCACCAAUUCAGCGGUAAAAUGAGGGUUUCCCCAGAGGAAAGAGCCAGGACAAAAAACCCUGCUUGGACACAGAGCUUUAAAGCCCCAAUUGAAACACAGCAGCAAAGGAAGUCCCUUGAGCCAGUCACUGCCCCUCAGCUUAAGCCUACCUCAUAAGGCUGUUGUGUGGGUUAAGGGUGGAAAGGUAGAACCAUUGUCACCACCUUGAGCAAUGUGGGGGGGAUGGGAUGGGAUAGAAACGCAAUAAAUAAUGGUAUCAAGGCAUUUAUACACCAUCCCGCUUUCCUUCCUGCUGGUGCCUGCACUGCAGCUUCCUCAUGAUGAAAUUCUGCAGUUUUAAACACCCCAGUUUGUUAGGAGUCACUCUGCAAAGAAACAGAAAAGAUGAUUGUAACUUUAAGAACCUUUUCUGUGAGUUCUGGGUGUGGCUUUCUAGGCUGAUUAGACACAGCUGGUGAUGUGUAUAAAAGAAAAGAAGUUGCAGUUUGAAUUUUGCCUGCAGAGAGAGAACACCCACAUGCUUUGUGUUUGCUGUUUUUGUAUAGCUGUAAUAAAACCUUUGUUUGAGUGUUUUA